This is a messenger RNA of Belonocnema kinseyi, 3224 nucleotides long. It is a transcript of the gene LeuRS-m, whose product is annotated as probable leucine--tRNA ligase, mitochondrial. Gene Ontology annotation, molecular function: ATP binding; aminoacyl-tRNA deacylase activity; leucine-tRNA ligase activity. Gene Ontology annotation, biological process: mitochondrial translation; leucyl-tRNA aminoacylation. The record is from RefSeq and is a predicted model, not a curated record. Gene Ontology annotation, cellular component: mitochondrion. The coding region runs from base 72 to 2729 and encodes 885 amino acids. The transcript is spliced from 8 exons. NCBI's taxonomy places the organism in Eukaryota, Metazoa, Arthropoda, Insecta, Hymenoptera, Cynipidae.
CAACCUGCGAUUUGCAACAAUUGUAAAUAAUUAUUUCAAUGUUUAGAUUAUGUGAGUGAAUUGAUUGAAAAAUGAAAUAUAAUGUCUAUUUAACAACACGUUCUGCAAAUUUACAGAAUGGUGUAUUUAAACAAAUUUUUCGACCGUAUGCUUCAGCCGGCUUAGGGCUUUGGGAUAAACUUAUUGACACAGAUAUUAAACACAAAAUAGAAGAUUAUUGGAAAGAAAAAGUAGGAACUCUACAGAAAAAUCAGGAUGAAAAGGAAAAGGAAAAAUUUUAUGUGCUCUCAAUGUUUCCAUAUCCAUCGGGUUCCCUUCACAUGGGGCAUGUUCGAGUUUAUGCCAUCAGUGAUUCUGUCGCUCGUUUUUAUAGAAUGAAAGGAAAACGCGUAAUCCAUCCAAUGGGCUGGGACGCUUUCGGUUUACCUGCUGAGAAUGCAGCCUUGGAAAGACAAAUUGAUCCUGCAGAGUGGACAAUUCAAAAUAUCCAAUCAAUGCGAGAACAAUUAAACAAGCUCGGUUGUUUGUUCGACUGGGAUAGAGAAUUCGCAACUUGCGAUCCAGAAUACUACAAAUGGACGCAAGACCUCUUUAUUAAAUUAUUUGAGAAGCAACUUGUUUAUCAAAGCGAAUCUUACGUCAACUGGGAUCCAGUGGAUCAAACUGUUCUAGCUGAUGAGCAAGUUGAUGAGCACAAUCGUUCUUGGAGAUCCGGGGCGAAAAUUGAGAAAAAACUACUGAGACAGUGGUUUAUCAAAACAACUGCAUUUGCAAAACAAUUAUUAGAUGGAUUAAACGAUCCCAUCUUAAAAGAAUGGAGAGACGUUAUCAAAAUUCAAGAACACUGGAUUGGGGAAUGCAAUGGUACAAAUAUAAAUUUCAAAUUGAUCUCGGAUGUUGAAGAAUAUCCAAAAAUCUUGACUCUUUGGACUGACAAACCUGAAUACAUUGAAGAUGCGAAAUUUCUCGCGAUUUCGAAUAACAACCUAUUAUGUAAACAAGCAGGAUUCGAUACAAUUGAUGGUUUCAAAAUUUUGAACGCUAAAGUUCUGAAUCCUUUCACAAAUGAAGAACUGCCAGUAUUUAUUACGGAUUUGAUAGAGUUUUCCUCGUUUAGAGAGGAUCACAUAGGAAUUCCUUCAAGCUCAGAAAAAGACGCCGAAUUUUGUAAGAUUGUUGGAAUUGAAUACGAGCCUGGAAAAGUUCUUUCGAACGAGGAAAGGGAAUCUAAAAGAUCACAUAUAAUGAACGAAGCUAGAAAGCUAAACAUCGGAGGAUAUCCUGUAGGCUCGAAAAUAAAGGACUGGCUAAUUUCUAGGCAACGAUAUUGGGGAACACCUAUUCCAAUAAUUCAUUGCGAUUCUUGUGGUCCUCGUCCUGUUCCUAGAGAAGAGCUUCCUGUUGUUUUACCUAAAUUGCAUCGCUCAUCAAAGGAUACGAAAGCUUCAUUACUGGAAGCGACUGAGUGGCUGAAAACUUCCUGUCCUGAUUGUGGAAAAGAGGCCGUGAGAGAAGCCGAUACGAUGGAUACUUUCGUGGACAGUUCCUGGUAUUUUAUGAGAUUCAUAGAUCCGAAAAAUCAGAAGGAAAUGUUCUCUCGAGAAAAGGCGAAGGAGAAUUUGCCGGUAGAUCUUUACAUCGGUGGAAAAGAACACGCUGCAUUGCAUUUAUAUUACGCUCGUUUCGUGAGUCACUUUCUUCAUUCUGAGGGUCUAGUUCCAACCCGAGAGCCAUUUAAGCAGCUUUUAGUUCAGGGAAUGGUGAAAGGAAUGUCUUUUAGGUCUAAGGAAUGUGGAAAAUAUCUGAAACCAGCGGAGGUUGAAAAGGAUGGUAAAGACUACGUCGAAAAGGAAACAAAACUGCCGGUCACGACUAAGUGGGAGAAAAUGUCCAAAUCUAAAUACAAUGGUGUUGAUCCUUCCGAAAUGAUCUCGGAAUAUAGUGCGGAUACUAUAAAAUUAUUAAUACUUGGUGAUGUUGCACCAACGUCUCACAGAAAUUGGUCCAAGGAAACAUUUCCUGGCAUUCUAAACUGGCAACAUAGGUUGUGGCUGUUAGUCAAAGAUUUUAUAACAGUGCGGAAUUUAUUAACUGAAGAAGAAUUAAAAACGAAACCCGAGGGAAAAAAAUUCAAGGAAGAAGAUGACUACUUGUUUGAUAGUAGAAAUUAUUACAUCAAGGGUGUUACUUUCAAUAUUGUUGGCUCCCAACAACUCAGUGUUGCUAUGUCAAAAAUGCAAGGACUUACAAAUAGCUUGCGCAAAUCGUCCAAAUUAUGUGUGGGCAGAAGUCCUGAAUUUGAAAGAGCAUUAGCUACUCAAAUAACCAUGUUAGCUCCACUAGCUCCACAUUUCGCCUCAGAAUUAUGGGCAGGAUUCUGCUCUGCUCCACAUCGAGCCUCAAACGAUCAAAAUAUACAUUGGGACAAGGAUGUGCUGGAACAAAGCUGGCCAGAGAUUGACAUGAAUUACAAAAUGCGAUUACGUGUUUACGUGAAUAACACUGAUCUCAAGUUCUUGGGAGUUCCUCGACAAGAAUUGGAAAGCAUGUCUGAUGAACAAGCCCUCGAAUUUGCAAUGAAGGAUCCAAAAGUUGGAAGUUUCUUGAAAGGCUGGAAGGUUGUUGACGUCAAACUCCACGCGGAGCGAGGCUGCGAUGGAUAUAUGCGAAUUACUACACGGAAAGAUAAUCAACAAAUUUCACAAGAAAGUGCAGUAUCAUCCAAUUAAUCAUAUGAUUAUGAUUAAAUAUCUUUGUAAAUAUUUUUUGGACGUAAUUCUUUUUCAAAGUUUUUUAAAAUUAAUUUUCUACAUCUUUUUAAUUUUGUUUCAUCAAAUGUAACCUUACAUGAAAUUUAUAUCUUCUUUGUCAUAAAUUUAUCGUUUAAGAAUUGAAUACAUUUUAAGCUCAUUCAGUUAUAAAGUUAUACAUAUUUAAAAACAUAAAGGCUAUACCUUUUCUAAAAAUGUUAUGGAAAUACAGCAUAUUUAUUAUCCUGAAUGCAGACUUCGCAAACCAAAAUAUUCUUAAACCAGGAGAAAUAGAUUAAUUUUUCAGUAAAAUAUAAGGCAUAGAAGGGAAUAAAUUCGUUUUUAUAAAAUUAAUAUAGGUACCGUAUUCCUAAGACUUCCAGACGAAAUACAUUGCAUUUUCAACUAACUUUGCCUCUUAAAUCCAAAAAGAGGAUUUUUAAACAAAAAAGUGAAAUUUCAAUGAAGAAAGAU